Camellia sinensis is the source of this 1137-nucleotide messenger RNA. RefSeq lists its product as uncharacterized. NCBI's taxonomy places the organism in Eukaryota, Viridiplantae, Streptophyta, Magnoliopsida, Ericales, Theaceae. The record is from RefSeq and is a predicted model, not a curated record.
AAAUUUCAGUUCGUUGUAAAAGUCCAGCUACGUUUUGUCGCUGACUUUUUGCUGCAACUGUUAUUUGUAUUUGCAAUCUUAUUUAAUUACCAACAAUGCACACGGAUUGCGUUUGGCAUAAAGUUGUAGUUACAGUAAUUUCGGACUCAUAGUUGUUACUUGUCUUGUACGUCUGUCAUUUUCUUGGUUAAAGACUAGAAAGGAGAUUGGGGAAAGGUGGAAGGCACUCCCCUCUGAUGAGAAAAAGAGGUUUGUCGAAAUGGCUAAGGCGAGCGCUGAGGAACACGCCAAAGUAGUACCAUGUGCACCGAAGUCUGAAAAGGGUAAAAGGCAACUCCGCAUAUCAUUGAAGUCAAUUGUUGAGCUAGUUAACCGGUUCAACGAAGCACAAAAGCAGGCAGUCAUUGACAUUGGGUUUGCUGGCCUCCUGGGGAUGAAGUGUACACGUAUAGAUCACGACUUGUGCGCAUGGUUGGUAUAUAACUUCGAUCCUGACAGUAGUUCAUUGAAUGUUCAUGGUUGUCAAGUCAGGCUCACGUGUAAGGCAGUUAAUGUUUUAUUGGGAAUACGGUGUGAAGGCGAUGACGUGCAGUUGGCUGGGUCAUUGGAAGCAUAUCCCAAUAUCUACGAUGAGGUUGGAGUUGUUAACGGAGUCAUUCCUUUGAACAAGUUGAGACUUUAUCUGACCGAGACUGCUGGUGCGGAGGACGAGUUUCGGCGGAAAUUUGCGCUGUACGUGUUGGGGGCCAUGUUGUGUCCUACCACAAUGACCGGGUUGAAGCCAUCGUUCAUUCAUGCCGUGAAGGACGUGAAUCGUAUGCGAGCUUGUAAUUGGGCAAAGUUGACACUGCAAUUCCUUCACAACGGUGUUCGCAAGUAUAAAGGUCAUCGCGGUGCAACUGGAUGUGUUUUCCUGCUAAUGGUAUGCCAAUACCUUGAAUUUUUUUUCCAUUCCCCCCUUCAUGUGUUUCAUGCAUUGUUCUGUCAUGGUUCAACAAAUUGGCCUUGAUUGGGACAUACAAUGGUACCUGCUUUGUGAGUACGACAAACAGCACUCUUCCUGACCAAGUAUGGUACUUGCAGAAAUAAAUUUUGUGUGACUACCGUCAUGAAUUUAAGAACAAAGAGUACAGGGCA